Drosophila sulfurigaster albostrigata is the source of this 6870-nucleotide messenger RNA. RefSeq lists its product as uncharacterized. The record is from RefSeq and is a predicted model, not a curated record. Gene Ontology annotation, biological process: signal transduction; positive regulation of GTPase activity. Gene Ontology annotation, molecular function: GTPase activator activity; phosphatidylinositol-3,4,5-trisphosphate binding. Lineage: Eukaryota; Metazoa; Arthropoda; Insecta; Diptera; Drosophilidae.
UAACAGCAAAACAGUUUGUUAGCAGAUAUGCGUAGACAUAGUACGCUGUUGACAGAUCAUUUGAGCAUUGGCAGCGAGCGAGUGUUAGUAUAAUACUCAAGAAACCGCUAUCUAAAUUAAUAUUAACAGACAAAGAGUGACCAACAAAAAGAACAGCAAAUGUUAACAAGUUGUUUGAUGUUAAUGCUGAUGUUGCCGUGAUUUCUUCGGACUCUGUCCAAUUUGCUCAUAUUGUUGAAGACUGUGUCAAGUGUUCGGUUCGUGAUUAUUAUAGUGGCGUAUUUUCCGUUUUUUUUUUUUGUAAUUUGUUUUUUGUUUUGUCGUUGUUAUUGUCGCCUGCCGGUCACACAUACAUAAAUAAACGCAUACGUAGUUUCGUACGUAGUUUCCAUAUAUUGUGAUUGUGAUCGCGAGCAAAGGAGAGAGCGAGAUGCACUAACAGCGGUUGUGAUAAAAACGUUGCUUUAGUGUUGUGUAUUUUUUGGUUUUGUUCUUGUUCUUCGUGCGCGCAAGUGGAUAUGAAUCAUUCGGCGACUACAACUACAAUUACAAAUACAAUGCGAGUGCGAGUGCGAGGAGUGUGAGCGCAAAUCAUAAAUAAAUAAACUGUCCAGUCAAGCAAAAGUUAAACGAAACGAUAAACGAAGCAGGAACAGUCAACAAUCGACUCUCUCACAAACACACACACAGACACUCACACACACAUUAUGUGCUCGCGUCGCGUCGUCAAUUAAAUACUACGCGUACUUUGUUGUUGUUUUCAAAAUGCGCAAAGGCAACAAAAAGCAGCAGCAGAGGAACAACAAGAACAACAACAACGAGAACAACAGCAACAAAUGUGGCCAACAUCGAGUUCGUCGAGUGCAGCACUUUAAGAGCAAAUAAUUCACAUUCGUUUUACUACAUACAUACAUAGUAUAUUUUUUUUUGCUGUGACUCUGUGUGUGUGUGAAUAAUUUGGUGUUAAAUGUAGGCCAAACAACGACAAACGACGAAAAGACGGAGCAACAAUAACAACAAUAACAAUUCGCAUAAUUGCAUAGAAAUUUACUGCGGCUGUCCAAAGACGACAAAAGCGAAAGGCCCUUGGAGAUGGAUCGGGCGGGAAUGCAGGCACGUCCCGUGCCGGCUCCGCGUCGCCUUUACCCGGAGAUACGGGCAGCCGACUAUGAGAAUAUCGAGAUCAAUGUGAACAGCAGCAGCAGCAGCGCAAAUACUGCCAGUAGCACCAAUCAAAUCAAUCACAGUCACAGCAACAACAGCAACAACAACAAUAAUAUAAACAACAACAGUGCGUGCAAAAAGUUAAACAUCGAUGUGGAGAAUAUGCACGCAAGUUGCGCUGAAAAGAAACUGCCAGCUUAUAGUCACAACAAACUGAUACUCCAGGAGCUGAACGUGGAGCAGCCGAUCUAUGGACCCGAUGCCAAUGAGAAUGUGCCCACAGAGUCGCUUUAUGCAACGCCCAAGCCAGCGCCCAGGCAGCGAGCAAGAGCGGAACUGUUGCUCGAGAAGGAGGAAGACGAAGAGCGAGAGCGAGAAGCGGAAGCUGUGAAAGCAGCAGAAGAGCAACCUGGAACAUUGCCAAAGAAGGCAUUGCGUGCUGCGCCUCAAGUGCCAACGAAGCAGCAACAACUCGAACUCGAACGUCGUCGUCCCGAUCGCUGCUCCAUCUCGAGUGAGUUCUCCACAACGAGCAUUGGAGGCAACGGGCAGCCGGAGGAUGAUUCCCGUUACGCAUCGAAUGCAUCGCUCGAUUGCAGCGAGAGCGGCUCACAGAGCGGCAAAUUCAAGUCGCCGUCACCCGGGUACGUAGACGUUGAGGGUGAGCACAAGGAUGUUCAGCGGGAGCCCCAAACUGAAACAGAUAUUGAAAGUCAAACACAAAAUGAAUCCGAAACCGAUACAGAAACUGAAACUGAAACUGAAUCUGACAUCGAAAUCGAAACAGAGGCCGAGGCGGAUGGCGCCGCCUCGUCCGAUCUGUCGGAGAUUUCUGCGAGCUGUGACGAUCCCAAGAACCUGCUGCGUUCGCUGGGCAACACAUCGAAGCUACUCGGCGAGGCGAUUGGCGAGCGCGUUGCCUUCAAGGCGAAGGGCGCCAAGAAGCGCAUCGACAAGAAUCUAAAGAGCUCCACGGAGGCGAUCAGCAAUCUCGGCACCGAUCUGCGAAACGCUGCUGGCAAACGUUUCGGUUCGAAUUUCUCACUGGGCAGACGCGACAAGGCGACUGCUGCAGGCGGUGCUCCGGCAACCGGAACGUCGUUGGAUAGCCAAGCGGAGGCGGAGCUGGAACGACGUCGCACGAUGCCCAACACGGAUGUGUUUAGUGCAAUACAGUUCAAUAGUCCGCUGCAUCGCAAUGCGAACGGCGGCGGCCAAACGGAUCUCAGCGAGCAGCCCGCCGACGAGCUGACCUACGAGGUGCCGCCAAUGCAGUCGAAGCUGAAGCCCGCCAAGGCUGCCAAGCCGCCCAGCUACGAUGAGGCAUUGCGGUCGCGACCCACGCCGCCGGUGCCCGCGGUGGCCGCCAAGCAUUUGGCUCUGGAGGCAGCACAAAAGGUGCAGCUGCGUAGCCAGCAGCAGUCGAGCAGCGGCGAUUCGACAGGCGAGGAGUUGCCGAUGCCAGCGUUUCCGGCGCCGCGUCUCUCGCAGCAUUUGGACGCACUGCAGCCACCGACACGCCACAAGCGUCGCAAGAACUACGAGAACAUACAGUUGCGUCGUCCGCCCGUCGAUUCCGCCGAACUGCAUGAACUGAAUCGCGUUGCAGCCGACGCAGAACGCAAGGAAUCGCUGCUCCUCAAUGCGAACAUUGCGGCCGAAGAGGCGCGUGCUCCGAAGCCAGAGCGCAGCGACUCGUGGCAAUUCUACGACGAGGCCGCAGUGAAUCCUGGCGAGGCGGAAGAGGAGGACGUGGACUGCGAUUCGUGCUCGUCCCCAGAGCCGUUGUAUGCCAAUCAGGAGGCCACCUACGGCAAGCUCUUUGAGAUGGCCACCAGCAGCAACAGUCGCAACAAGCUGCUGACACCGCAGCCGGAACUCGCGUGCAUCAGCGAGGAUGGCGAGCUGGAUAGCAACGAUGGCGCAGUUGGUGGCUGGUCGGGAGCGGGAGUCGGAGCUGGAACGCAUGCAGAGCUGAUCGAAGAGUUUGAUCCGCUGAUGAGCAAAUCAUCGACGCUGGCGCGUUCGAACAAAAGCAACGAGCUGCUGCUGCUCGAGCAUCUGCUCGAAGAGGACACUUAUGGCACCAUCAAGCGGGAGCAGGACGAUGUCAGCAUGUGCACCUCCGAGGAGGAUGCGCGCAACAAUGAUGCCACAACACCAACAACGCCAACAAGAACAACAGCUGCUAUUCGGAUUCCCCCCGAUGCAGUCGAGGCACGCGCCAAACCCUUCCUCUGUCGCCUCGACGAAAAAGUCAGCGCAUCCGCCGUGGUCGUGGAUUUGUCGGCGCCAUCGCGUAAUCGCACCAAUUGGUUUGUGGGCGACAAGGCGAACACACACAUCGAGGGCGACAGUCCGCCCACGUAUCUGGAGGCCAUUGGCGGCGACGGUCAACCACUGGCCACAUCAUCAUCAUCAGCAGCAGUCGGAGCAUCAACAUCAGCCGCAGCAGCAGCGACAACCACAUCGCCAACAGCUGCAGCUGGCGGUGAAACACGCUCCACGCUCGGUUCACGUUUCAGGCAAACGAUGAACGCCUUCUCGAAUGUCAAACUGCGCAUGGAUGCGAUGAAGCGCCGUGCCAGCUUCAAGGGCGCCGCCCAACGGCAGUCGGAUGUCAAGGUGGCACUCCAGAUGGUGCCACGUCCAUGUUUGUCGCCUCUGCUGGUGCGCUACGAGGGACCGCUGGUGCGUUUUCCCUCGGGCGUUGUCGAGGACAUACUCAAGGAGAUGCAGAAUCGCAAGGCCAUUCUGCGUGAUCGUCAGUUUCAGACGUUCCUUGAUCAGGAGAUGAAGACGCCCAAGGAACUGAUACCGCUCGACACGAUCACGACGCUGCAGUGCGUCAGCAACAGUCGCGUCACGGACAGUGCCACGCAUUUCUAUUGCUUCGAGGUGACCACGUCGCAGCCGAAGAAUGGCAACGCCACCUCCGAUAAUAUGUCCUCCAAUCCGAAUCUGUUGAUGACCAGCAAUGCCUGCGGCAAUGUGAAGCAACAGCGUGUCGCCCAUCUCUACGGUGUGGGCAAGGAGUCCGAGCGCGGUGUCUGGAUGCAAAAGAUCCUCGAGAGUCUCACGAACAGCGUGCCCGUGAAAUAUACCUGCCACUAUUAUCGCGCCGGCUGGUGCUACCUUAAGAAUUCCAUCACCUCAGAGUGGAGCGGCACUUGGCUGGUGCUGCGCAAGAGUCAGCGACGUCUCAUCUUUGUCAGCGAGGCCAACGGCAAUGUCGAGAAAAUGGAUCUGCGCAAAGCGCGUUGCAUAGUGCUGAAGGAGAGCGACGAUUCCAUUGACAAUCUGCACGUGGAGAGCGGCCCGUUGCUGAUGAUCGACUGUCCGCCGUACUCGGUGUACAUGAUCAUGAGCUCGGCGAGGGAGACAAAGAUUUGGCGACACAUCAUUCGCGAGGUGGCCCACAACAAUGGCUUCUCACUGGGCGAUCAGCAGCUGACACGCUACGAUGUGCCCGUCAUCGUGGACAAGUGCAUCAAUUUCGUGUACAUUCACGGCUCCAUGUCGGAGGGCAUUUAUCGCAAGUCCGGAUCGGAGAAUUCGAUGCACAAACUGAUGAGCGCCUUUCGUGCGGAUGCCUUCAAUGUGGAGAUCACGCGCAACGAAUACAAUGAGCACGAUGUGGCCAAUGUCCUCAAGCGUUUCAUGCGCGAUCUGCCCGAACGUUUGCUGGGCAAACUAACCGACAGCUUUGUGUUUGUCACCGAACUCGCUGUGGCCUCCGAGAAGAUACCCAUCUACAGAGAGCUGCUCGGACGGCUGAGCACCAUUGAGCACGAGACGUUGCGACGCAUCGUUGGCCACUUGGUGUUCAUCAGUUCGCAGCAGGCGAAGAACAAGAUGAGCAUACAGAAUCUAACCAUGAUCUGGGGUCCCACACUACUGGCGAAGAAGUGUGACGAACUCAUUUACUCACAGAAGGAGGCCGAUGUGCUCACCGAUCUGAUUGUACUCUAUAAGAAUCUAUUUCCCUGCAGCGCCGAUGAAAUGAAAAAGGAGCAAGCCAUGCUGAUGUGCCUGCAAAAAUACUAUGCAGCCGCUGAGACACUCAAAGAUGCUGUGAAACAGUCUGGUGAUAUUAAGAUCUGGAUCAGUCUAAAUCCCAAUCCGGAUAAUACAACAGAGGAGAAGACACAAGUGAAUGCGACAAUCUCACCGACCAAGACCGCCUAUGAGUUGUGUCGCGAGUAUUCGGAGAAGAUGCGAUUGCCCACACAUCAGCUGACACUGUACGAGGUGAUCUUGAAUGAUAGUCUCGAGCGGCCGCUGCAUCACGAUGCCAAAGUGUUUGAUGUCAUAUUGAACUGGUCGUAUUGGCCCGAAGAGGAUCGCAAGCACAAUUAUCUUGUGGUUCGGCCCAUCGAUAUGCUGCGCGAGGUCCAGCGGGCUGUGAAGAAUCUGGCGACAGUGACGCCUGGCAAGGAGCUGCGCUUCGCUGACUAUCGCACCAAGUCCUUUAAGACGCUGCAGUGUGAGCUGCGCGAUGGCAAAAUUGUUGUCUCCAAGAAGGAUAAGAACGACAAGACAACGAUAAUACGUGAAAUAUUCCUGCAGAGCUCGACCGCGUAUUUGGGCUGUGAACGCAAGCGUGACUUCCCCUGGAGCUGGGCCAUCACAUUUGUGGAACGCACUCAGGCGCAAAUUAUGAGAUCGCGUGAUGCUCCGUACAUUGGUCAUGUGCUGGCGGGCAGUGAAUGGGUCGAUCGCACCAUCUGGUAUUCAAGCAUUUGGUAUUGUCUACAUGGGGAUAAUAUAUUGCCGCCAGCGGAGAUCAUCAUCAAGUGAGAGAGAACAAUUUUCCAAGAUUAUUCUACCCUUAAUUUUAAUUUAUUCAUACUGGUCCUUUCUAAUUAUUAUUAUUAUUUAAAAACAUUUUUUCUUAUGUUUUUUUGUUUAGCUUAAUUGGCAAUAUUAAUUAGUUUCUUUUUUUAGUGCGAUAAAUUGUAGAUACUAUUGAAUAAUAUACUCUAAACUUGAAUUGAUCGAUCCGAAGUUAAAGUUUCCAUAACGAUCGUGAUAAAGCAAAUGAAAAUGUGUGUUUAGCAUUUGUGCAAUACAAAAAAGUAAUUUCCAUCUAUCAAAAUAAUAUAAUUUAGCAAAUUAUAUCAUUCUUUUAUAAUAUCCCCAGCACAUCGAAUUAAGUUCAACGCUUUUUGUUCACACUUAAAUCUUUCAAAGCCUCACAAACUUAUCCACAUAUGAAUACUUUUCGUAUUCAGGUACUUAUCAAUGAAUAUCCGACAAGAAACAUUAUUCCAAUUUCCUUAUAUCAUCAGUUUUUUGGAGUAUUCUUUUCAACGUUGUGCAUUUAACAACAUUUAUUUUAAAGCUAUGCCAUCUGUCUUCAAUGUAGCUAGUUCCUCCGAGGCAUCUUCGACAUAUUGUGUGUAUGUUUUGUUCGUUUGUGUAAAUGUAUUAGUAUGACUGAACAUGUGUGUGUGUGUGUAGCUAAGGAAAAUUGAAUUUCACAUCCAUCUUUUCACUAUUGCAAACUUAAUUAUAUUUGUAUUUUUUCCAAUUUAUAACUAAAUAUUUCGAUAUCCAUAUUUAUGUAUUUUUAUAUGAUUGCAUUUUAAAUUUAAUAAUAGUAAACAUUCUAAUUAAGCGAAAAAUGGAGAAAAACAAAGAUGAAAAUAUAAACACAAGAUAUAUUUUGUAUUUUUUAAUGCCAUUAUAUAUUAAUUUCCAUGA